Nilaparvata lugens (brown planthopper) is the source of this 1293-nucleotide messenger RNA. Its product is annotated as regucalcin. Bases 109 to 1197 code for a protein of 362 amino acids. The record is from RefSeq and is a predicted model, not a curated record. The transcript is spliced from 6 exons. Gene Ontology annotation, biological process: L-ascorbic acid biosynthetic process. NCBI's taxonomy places the organism in Eukaryota, Metazoa, Arthropoda, Insecta, Hemiptera, Delphacidae. Gene Ontology annotation, molecular function: gluconolactonase activity; calcium ion binding.
UGACAAUAGAUCAACAGAAAAAAGUCAAAGAAAAUAUUGCCUCCAGUGUAGCCUACCUACUAUCAGUGCAGUGCGCAGUGGUCAGUGCAUACCUUCGCAUCUACCGGAAUGAGUAGAGAUUUUCGCGCUUUUCCUACAUCUACCACCAAAACCUUCCGGAUUGCGGUUGUUUUCCUCAUUCUACCGCACCUUGGCAAUGUCGACGGUGGCCAGUGCUCGAACUCGAUACAAGAGGACAACGACAGGAAGCCACGCCUGAUCGCUGUGACUGAGCCGGUGCAGCAUGGCGAGGGUCCGCACUGGGACGCCCACAACCAGCUGCUCUACUUUGUCGACAUCUCUGGCAACACUGUGCAUCGACUCAACCCUUCCACCAACAUGCACUCAGCCAUCACCCUCAACGAUUCAGUAUCCUUCGUGAUACCCAUCCGUGGCAGAGUGAAUCAAUUCAUUAUCGGAUUAGGCAGAAGUUUAGCCGUAUUGCAUUGGGAUGGAUUCAGCCCGACGUUCCAGGUGUUUGUGAAGGAGUCGGUGGACAAUGACCGGCCCAACAACAGAUUCAACGAUGCCAAAGCCGAUCCCUGGGGCAGGCUUUGGACAGGUACAAUGGGCGAGGAGAAGCCCAUAGGGAACGUGCAACUGAACCAGGGCCGGCUGUACAGAUGGUCGAUGGUGAAGUGCCGUCUCGAGCCGCAGCUCAGCCCGGUCAGCAUAUCCAACGGCAUCGCAUGGACCAACGACAUGAAGUUCAUGUACUACGCAGACAGCCCAACCAGGCGCAUUGAUGCCUUCGACUAUGAUGGACGGAGUAUCAGGAAUCGAAGGAUAAUUUUCGACUUUAUUAUAAACAAUGUGCCAGGAAAUCCUGAUGGCAUGACUAUUGACAGGUGGAAUAUGCUGUGGAUUGCUUGCUGGGGCGGUUCACGUGUUAUACAGGUAGAUCCGCAAAGAAGCCAGCUGUUGAAGACGAUUCUGAUGCCGGUAGAACGUGUGACAUCGGUGACGUUUGGCGGUGCCUUACUGGACAUUCUGUAUGUCACCUCAAUGCGCACAGGCCUGAAUGAAACGCAGCUGAAAUCGCAGCCGAUGGCUGGCACGACGUUCGCCGUCACCAAUUUGGGCACACGAGGAACAAUCAACAAUCCGGCACAAUUCUAUUGUGUGCAUAGGAAACGACUGAAACAUUAUAGUGGUUAGCCUAGAUGGUUGUUUUUCGGCGACAAUUGUUUUGAUCAGGUGAAUAUUAUUAUUAUUUGUAUGUUUUGUUAUAAAUAAAAUGUUUGAAAAAUACUU